AUGAUAGCUUUGCUGCUGCUGGCGCUGGUCGCUCACUCCUUUGCUCUGCCUCUGCCGUCUGAGGACAACAACAGGCUUUUAGCAGAGAAGUACCUCCGCCGGUUCUAUGACCUUCCAGCUGCUCUCCAAGGCAAGUCGUCAGGUAUCUUUGAGACCAAGAUCAAGGAGAUGCAGAGAUUCUUCAAUCUCAAGGUAUCAGGGAAUCUGGAUGACAACACUUUGGAGGUGAUGAAGCUGGCCAGAUGUGGCGUCCCAGACAUUGGGGAAUACAACCACUUCCCCCGACACCUCAAAUGGCAAAAUAACAAUGUCACAUUCAGGAUAGUGAAUUAUACACCAGAUCUGAAGAAGUCUGAUGUAAACAGAGCCAUCCGCACUGCACUGAACGUUUGGUCUGACGUCACCCCGCUGACCUUCAAGAAGCUGCACGAGGGCAACGCCGACAUUAUGAUCAGUUUUGGAGCAAAAGAGCAUGGAGACUAUAACCCUUUUGACGGGCCUAAUGGAUUGCUGGCCCACGCCUACCCACCCGGCCCAGGUAUCGGAGGAGACACUCACUUUGAUGAGGAUGAACACUGGAGCAAAGAUUCAUCAGCUUACAACCUGUUUAUAGUGGCGGCCCAUGAGUUGGGCCACGCCCUCGGUAUGUCCCAUUCCACAGACCCGGGCGCUCUGAUGUACCCUGUCUACUCGUACGCUACAGGCUUCCCGCUGUCUGAAGAUGACAUUGAAGGCAUUCAAGCUCUCUACGGCCCAAACCCAAACCAUAGGAAAGUGAAGCCAAAGCCUGACGCACCAAACAAAUGUGACCCCAUGUUAAGUUUUGAUGCUGUCACAGAGCUCAGAGGGGAAACCAUCAUCUUCAAAGACAGAUUCUACUGGCGUCUCCAUCCUCAGAUGCCGGAGCCAGAGCAGACGCUGAUCAAAUCCACAUGGCCCUCCAUCCCCAACAAGGUGGACGCAGCAUAUGAGAACUCAGAGAAGGAUGUAGUCAUCAUAUUUAGCGGGAUCCGAAUGUGGGCUUUGAAUGGGUACGACCUUGUGGAUGGUUACCCAAAGUACAUACACAAACUUGGACUUCCCAAGAAAGUAAGGAAAAUAGAUGCAGCUGUGCACAUCCGAGACACUGGGAAAACUCUCCUCUUCACUGAUGAGGACUAUUGGAGCUAUGACGAAGCAACAAGCACCAUGGACAGUGGCUACCCACGAACCAUUGAGGAAGAUUUUCCUGGGAUGGAUGACGAGGUCGAUGCUGCUGCUUAUCACUAUGGACUUUUGUAUUUCUUCCAUGACCACAUACAGUACGAGUACAGUUACACCUCCAGGAAAGUCAUUCGCAUCCUGAGGACCAACUCCAUUCUCAACUGCUGA
Micropterus dolomieu (smallmouth bass) is the source of this 1371-nucleotide messenger RNA. It is a transcript of the gene mmp13b, whose product is annotated as matrix metallopeptidase 13b. NCBI's taxonomy places the organism in Eukaryota, Metazoa, Chordata, Actinopteri, Centrarchiformes, Centrarchidae. Gene Ontology annotation, biological process: collagen catabolic process; proteolysis; extracellular matrix organization. Gene Ontology annotation, molecular function: metalloendopeptidase activity; zinc ion binding. The record is from RefSeq and is a predicted model, not a curated record. Gene Ontology annotation, cellular component: extracellular matrix. The coding region runs from base 1 to 1371 and encodes 456 amino acids. The transcript has 11 exons.